GAUUAUAGUGAUCAUUUGAUAUAUAAUCACUGUGAUUAUAGUGAUCAUUUAAUAUAUAAUCACUUUGAUUAUAGUGACUAUUUAAUAUAUAAUCCCUUUGAUAAUAGUGAUCAUUUGAUAAAAAAUCACAGUGAUUAUAGUGAUCAUCUGAUAUAUAAUCACUUUGAUUAUAGUGAUUAUCUGAUAUAUAAUCACUUUGAUUAUAGUGAUUAUCUGAUAUAUAAUCACUUUGAUUAUAGUGAUCAUUUGAUAUAUAAUCACUUGAUCAUUUGUGAUUAUAGUGAUCAUUUAAUAUAUAAUCACUUUGAUUAUAGUGACUAUUUAAUAUAUAAUCACUUUGAUUAUAGUGACUAUUUAAUAUAUAAUCACUUUGAUUAUAGUGAUCAUCUGAUAUAUAAUUACUUUGAUUAUAGUGAUCAUUUUGAUCAUUUAAUAUAUAAUCACUUUGAUUAUAGUGACUAUUUAAUAUAUAAUCACAGUGAUUAUAAUGAUCAUCUGAUAUAUUAUCACUGUAAUUAUAGUGAUCAUUUAAUAUAUUAUCACUUUGAUUAUAGUGAUCAUUUGAUAUAUAAUCACUGUGAUUAUAGUGAUCAUUUAAUAUAUAAUCACUUUGAUUAUAGUGACUAUUUAAUAUAUAAUCCCUUUGAUAAUAGUGAUCAUUUGAUAAAAAAUCACAGUGAUUAUAGUGAUCAUCUGAUAUAUAAUCACUUUGAUUAUAGUGAUUAUCUGAUAUAUAAUCACUUUGAUUAUAGUGAUUAUCUGAUAUAUAAUCACUUUGAUUAUAGUGAUCAUUUGAUAUAUAAUCACUGUGAUUAUUUAUAUAAUCACUGUGAUUAUUUAAUAUAUUAUCAUUGUGAUUAUAGUGAUCAUUUGUGA
This is a messenger RNA of Lottia gigantea (owl limpet), 876 nucleotides long. RefSeq lists its product as hypothetical. The transcript has 3 exons. Lineage: Eukaryota; Metazoa; Mollusca; Gastropoda; Lottiidae. The annotation marks the transcript as partial. The record is from RefSeq and is a predicted model, not a curated record.